Molecule: messenger RNA, 1492 nt
Organism: Indicator indicator
Lineage: Eukaryota; Metazoa; Chordata; Aves; Piciformes; Indicatoridae
Gene: LUM
Product: lumican
Exons: 2
Coding region: 11-1042 (343 amino acids)
Molecular function (GO): protein binding
Source: RefSeq, a predicted model, not a curated record
CAUUGCAAAGAUGCCUUUAAUCUCCCUGCCCAUCUUUCUGUUGUUAAUUAGUGGCAUUUUUGGUCAUUAUGACUACGGUCCUGCAGAUGAUUAUGGUUAUGAUCCUUUUGGGCCAUCUGCAGCAAUGUGUGCCCCAGAAUGUAAUUGUCCUCUCAGCUACCCUACUGCCAUGUAUUGUGACAACCUUAAGCUGAAAACCAUCCCCAUCGUCCCAAGUGGAAUAAAAUACCUUUAUCUUCGAAACAAUAUGAUUGAGGGCAUUGAAGAGAACGCAUUUGAUAACGUAACAGACCUGCAGUGGCUGAUCCUGGAUCACAACCGUCUGGAGAAUUCAAAAAUCAAGGGAAGAGUCUUCGCUAAACUAAAGAACCUGAAGAAACUUCACAUUAACUACAACAAUUUGACUGAAGCCGUCGGACCUCUCCCCAAAACUCUGGAUGACCUGCAGUUAAGUCACAACAAGAUCACCAAAGUCAGCCCUAGUGUCCUCGAGGGCUUGGUGAAUCUGACUAUCAUCCACCUCCAGAACAACCAGCUGAAAGCAGAUUCUAUUUCUGGAGCUUUUAAAGGCCUGGAUUCACUUCUGUACCUUGACUUAAGCUUCAAUAGCUUUACAAAACUACCAACAGGACUUCCUCACUCCUUACUCAUGCUGUAUUUUGAUAACAACCAGAUCUCCAACAUCCCAGAUGAGUACUUCCAAGCUUUUAAAGCCCUGCAGUAUCUGCGUUUGUCUCACAACAAACUGAGUGAUUCUGGAAUACCAGGCAACGUCUUCAACAUCACCUCCCUGGUUGAGUUGGAUCUCUCCUUCAACCAGCUGAAGAGCAUUCCAACUGUCAGUGAGAACCUGGAGAACUUCUACCUCCAAGUCAACAAAAUUAGCAAGUUCCCCCUGAGCAGCUUCUGUAAGGUUGUUGGGCCAACCACCUAUUCCAGGAUCACACAUCUGCGCCUGGAUGGAAACAACAUCUCUCGAGCUGACCUGCCCCAGGAGAUGUACAACUGCCUGCGGGUGGCUGCUGAGAUUUCCCUGGAGUGAGACAACUGGCAGCAUCCAGUUCCCUUCUAGGGGCAAUAACUAGAGGAAUUACAUCAUGGUAGCUCUUUAAAAGUAGGAUAUGCCUUCAAGCAACCAACCAAGUGCCAAUUUCUGUAUUGUCCAUUCUGUUGGUUAAUAUUUAGCACGCACUUGGCAGCCUUCAGAAAACCCUGUGUGUGUAUUCUUACUACCUGUUGUGUUUAGAAAGCACAAGAAUGACCAAAAUGUGGAGCAAAAAAAAGAUAUGCCUGCAUCUGGCUAGGCAAAACAUUCAGCUUUAUAGGUAUCUGUGCCCACGGAUGCAAUACUUGCCAGCUGGUGCCAGGCUUAGGCGGAAGUCAGCUGGGUUUCAGCAGGGUGCUGGCCUGUGUAAAUAGAAGAAUCCUUUCCAAGCCUUCCAGCUUUCUUAAUUAUUCACACCUUCUUCAUAUUAUUAUUAUUAUUAUUAUU